Molecule: messenger RNA, 1174 nt
Organism: Camelina sativa (false flax)
Lineage: Eukaryota; Viridiplantae; Streptophyta; Magnoliopsida; Brassicales; Brassicaceae
Source: RefSeq, a predicted model, not a curated record
UCGAGUUGAUUAUUAACGAAAACUAUAUUAAAAAAAUGUUUUCAAGAACGUAACCAUCUCUAACCAACAACAACUCUUGAACAAUACUUUUAACAACUUGCGUUCGAAGCAAGAAACUGCUCCUCCUCCAUCAUCUUCCUCUGUUGAUCUUCUUCUUAUUCUCAAGUUUACUUCAAAAAAAUUGGGAGAUAGACAAAUAGAGAAGAGGUAACUACAAACUAAGAAAAUUCAAUGGAUUGCUCAAUCUGCACCACAAUGCCAACUAUUUUAAGACCACCAAGAAACACAAUAUGUGGAUCGUGCUACGAAGGGGCUAAAACCACUAUCGCGCUGCUCAAAGAGCUUGAGGGCUCGAAAGAAGAUCAUGACAAAUCGACCCAUGAGUCUACCGUCAAGAAUGGCUCAUCUCUUUCUUCUUCUCCUUUGUUUUCUUGUGAGCCACAACCACUAGAGAAGGUGAUCAAAUGGAUGAAAAAUAUGAAAGAAACCGAAGAAGAACAGAAGAAAAGGAUAGUCUUCUUGAGCAGCUUUGUUUCGGGUUUCAAAGAACAGCUUCAUGCUGAUAUUCUUCUAAAAGCCGGCGAUGAUGGCCCUCCAAUUCCUGCACAUAGAGCUUUGCUGGCUUCAAAAUCCGAGAUCUUCAAGAACAUUUUAGACUCAGACGGAUGCAAAAGUGCUCCAGAAUACGCCAUAACGCUCCAAGAACUUAACUCGGAGCAACUUCAAGCUCUCUUGGAGUUUCUAUACACCGGCACAUUGGCUUCAGACAAGUUGGAGAAACAUGUCUAUGCCUUGUUUGUUGCGGCAGAUAAGUACAUGAUUCAUUACUUGCAAGAGUUGUGCGAGCAACAUAUGUUGAGUUCCUUGAACGUCUCUAGCGUUCUCGACGUUCUUGAUGUCUCGGAUCUUGGUUCGAGCAAGACGCUGAAGGAGGCUUGUCUAGGAUUCGUGGUGCGGAACAUGGACGAUGUCGUUUUCUCGGAUAAGUACGAAGCUUUCUCUCAGAAAAACCAGCAUCUAUGUGUGCAGAUCACAAGAGCGUUCUUGAUGGAAACGAGAAGCAAGAGAAGUGAAUAAUUAAACUAGUAGUGAGCUAUCACCCUAUCAGUGUAAACUUUUGUAUGGUUUUAUGUAAUAGCUGUUUAAUUAAUUGAUCGGAUAUAUCGAAGCUCCA